GCCCCGGCCUCGGCCUCGGCCCCGGGGGCAGUCGCGCCAGCGAGCGGUGGGGCAGGAGCUCCUGGAGUGGCAGCCCCUGUAAGAGCGAUGACGGAGUACAAGCUUGUGGUGGUGGGCGCUGGAGGUGUGGGGAAGAGCGCCCUGACCAUCCAGCUAAUUCAGAACCACUUUGUGGACGAGUAUGACCCCACCAUAGAGGACUCCUAUCGGAAGCAAGUGGUCAUUGAUGGAGAGACGUGCCUACUGGACAUCUUAGACACAGCAGGCCAGGAGGAGUACAGUGCCAUGAGGGAUCAGUAUAUGCGCACAGGGGAGGGCUUCCUCUGUGUGUUUGCCAUCAACAAUACCAAGUCCUUCGAAGACAUCCAUCAGUAUAGGGAGCAGAUCAAGAGGGUUAAGGACUCGGACGAUGUGCCAAUGGUGCUGGUGGGAAACAAGUGUGACCUGGCUGCACGUACUGUGGAGUCUCGGCAGGCCCAGGACCUUGCCCGCAGUUAUGGCAUCCCCUACAUUGAAACAUCAGCCAAAACCCGGCAGGGCAGCCGCUCUGGCUCUGGCUCCAGCUCCGGGACCCUGUGGGACCCCCUCGGGACCCAUGUGACCCAGCGGCCCCCCAUGCUGGUGUGGAGGAUGCCUUCUACACACUGGUGCGUGAGAUCCGGCAGCACAAGCUGCGGAAGCUGGCCCCGCCAGACGAGAGUGGCCCCGGUUGCAUGAGCUGCAAGUGUGUGCUGUCCUGACGCCAGGCUCAGAACGUGGAGGUGCCGGAUGCGAGGAGGAGGUGCAGACGGAAGGAAGGAAGGAGGAGGGAAGGAAGGAAGGAAGGAAGGAAGGAAGCGAUGCUGGAGCCUGACCAGCCCAGGGACGAUGGAAAGAGGUGGCCAAGACCCUCACUGGACGCUUUGCACAGACUGUCAUGAACUGUCUCUGUCGCCACUGGCACCUCAGCCCUUGACCCUCCCAGCUCCCUCUGGGUUCCUAUUGGGUGCAGGUUGAAUCACAGUAAAUUAUUUGAUGGUCUUGA
Molecule: messenger RNA, 1024 nt
Organism: Jaculus jaculus (lesser Egyptian jerboa)
Lineage: Eukaryota; Metazoa; Chordata; Mammalia; Rodentia; Dipodidae
Gene: Hras
Product: HRas proto-oncogene, GTPase
Exons: 7
Coding region: 88-717 (209 amino acids)
Biological process (GO): cellular senescence; Ras protein signal transduction
Cellular component (GO): plasma membrane
Molecular function (GO): GDP binding; GTPase activity; GTP binding
Source: RefSeq, a predicted model, not a curated record